CUUGCAGUGCGGCCACUGAUUCCCACUCUGUCAUAAUCUUACUUGAGUGUUUUUUAGUAAGGUUGGAAAGUAAUUGCAGUAAUAUAAUUUUGUGAUUGUUUCUUUAUAGUGAAAAUAUUAUUGUCUUGAUAUAGUUGUUUGAGUUUACAGUAUAUCUAAAAGAAAAAUCAUGUCGGUUGAUAGCAAAACAAAUUUGGUUGAUAAAAAAAAAGUACGAGGGUAUUCUCAUUUAGAGAUGCAUUCAAUUGUUUACACGUGGGAAAUUAAUGAAAUUACCCAUUUUCUCGAGUCUACUGAAAGUAUUGAAGAAAAUGUUAUAAAUUCACCAGAGUUUUCAACGAGUGCUAAAGUAAAAGAUUCAUGAUUCCUACAACUGAAAAUUCAAAACGUUGAUCAAUCCUCAAAAAAUGAAUCGUGGGUUUCUUUGUCUUUAAUGCCAAAAAAUACAAAUUUGAAAGUCCGAGCGAAGUAUUUGUUAUUUUUUUUGAACAAUAAAAAAGAAAAAAUAGUAAGCGGAGGUAAAAGUUAUAAUCAAUCGUUAGAUGCAUGGAUUAGUCACCAUUUUGUAAAUUCACCUACAGGCCGUGGUAUUUCAAAUUUCAUGAAAAUAGAGGAUCUGCUACAGAAAAAAGAUGAACUUCUUAAAAACGAUACCUUAACAGUUUGUGUUGAUCUGAUUAUUUAUGAUGAGUACGUCACACAGAAUAAUCCAAUAACUAAUUCAUUAGAAGAUUCUGAUGGAACAUUGAACAAGGAUUUUGAAAAUCUUUUGAUUUCUAAAAAAAAUUGCGAUGUGGUUAUCACCGUCGGUGACGAAAAAUUUGAUGCUCAUAAGGUUGUUUUGAUAACGCGCAGCAAUGUCUUUGAAGCUAUGUUUGAGCACGAUAUGAAAGAAUCAAAGACAAAUGAAGUAGAUAUACCAGACGUUGAUCCAGGAGUAUUCAGAAGAGUCCUAGAAUUUAUUUACACCGACAAAGUCGAGGAUUUAGAUAUUUUUGCUGAUGAAUUACUAGAGGCUUCCGAUAAGUAUCAGCUUCACGGACUUAAAAAAAUGUGUGAAACUUCUCUAUCCAAAACUUUAUCUUUUAAAAACGCUGUAAGGAUACUGAUCUUGGCAGAUCGCCACAGUGCAGAACGAUUAAAUGAAUUUACAAUGAAUUUCGUAGUCGCUCAUUUGGCCGAGCUAAAAAACACUGAAGAGUUUAAACGAUUGGAAAAGUCUCAAGAAUCCCUUGCAUAUGCUGUACUGAAAAAAUUUAUUGGUGAAAUUUAAACUAAUAACGAAUCAUUCACUGCAGCUUUUUAAUCUACUAAGGACUUUUGGAUCCUUUUCCGUACUGUCAAAGAAUGAGAAAAAUUUCUAGUGAGAUUUUUAUGAGCUUUUCUUCAUGAAAAUUUAAAAAUAUCAUAAUAAUUGGGUUUAUAAUAAAGUAUAAAUUAUUGAUAAUUUGAACUUUAAAAAGGUAUUAUGAAAUUGCAAAAUAAUCUUACUAAUCACCUUAAAAUUUUGUAUGUUAUUAUUAUUAUUUGUAUUAUUGAAGAAUAUGAUACACUUUACG
Cotesia glomerata is the source of this 1559-nucleotide messenger RNA. Its product is annotated as speckle-type POZ protein B-like. Gene Ontology annotation, molecular function: ubiquitin protein ligase binding. The coding region runs from base 434 to 1273 and encodes 279 amino acids. Gene Ontology annotation, cellular component: cytoplasm. The transcript is spliced from 2 exons. Gene Ontology annotation, biological process: proteasome-mediated ubiquitin-dependent protein catabolic process; regulation of proteolysis. The record is from RefSeq and is a predicted model, not a curated record. Lineage: Eukaryota; Metazoa; Arthropoda; Insecta; Hymenoptera; Braconidae.